Cadophora gregata is the source of this 2710-nucleotide messenger RNA. RefSeq lists its product as uncharacterized. The transcript has 6 exons. The record is from RefSeq and is a predicted model, not a curated record. NCBI's taxonomy places the organism in Eukaryota, Fungi, Ascomycota, Leotiomycetes, Helotiales, Ploettnerulaceae. Bases 1201 to 2289 code for a protein of 362 amino acids.
ACCUUACCUACCUUACCUUUACCUGCCCUUACCUACCUUUACCUGAGACACUCUGUAUCUACUUGCACCAGUGCAGUGCAGUGCCCACCUUACAUAGUGACCGAUUUCCUGCUCCCCGGCCAGCCUUGAGUCCCUUUUCCUGCGCAUAAUGUCCAGGAAAGCAAAGCAAAGCAAAGCCGAGGGCAAUAUGGAUGAUGCGUAUAGGUGAAGAUAUACUCCAACUUGCGAACUACCUAUAUCGCUGGCUCGCUCCAGGCACGCGUUGUCAGGUGGUACCAGUACAGGAGAAGGCGGGCAAGGGGGAGUUCCUGGUCGCCUCGCCUCAGGGGAAUCGACAAAAUGUGGGGGCAACCUCAAGCACAGCCAUAGACACAGACACAGACACAGCCACAGCCACUGGCACUGGCACUGGCACUCGAGGCACUUCACCGAACAUCGAACAGAAAUAUCUGAUAACGGGGCAUUAUUAUCUGUGGGUUACCGAUAUGCUCGUGUGAGCCCCGCUAUGCUUCGUGAGCCUGAGUGGGAAUUUUGUCAGCUGUGAAGGAGGGAUUCUCUACGAAAUCCACUCUUGUUGGCUCCCGAAUUUUAUCCUGAGAAGUACUCAUCCGAUCCUAUCCAAACGAUGAUCAACCGAUCGGGACUAUCUCAAAUACAGGACUCUCCCGGGACCCAGUUUGGCCAGUGUAAACCAUCAUGUGCAUACUCUGAUUUGUUGAAAGAUCAGGAAAUCCAUGAUGCCGACCCGCCAAAUAAUGUUGGAGCCUAACCGAACUGGCGUCUAUCUAUUGAACAUUCCUCGAUACUAAGUCAAACUUGCUACUUCGUGUAUUACGUACAGCUUGAGCUUCAAAAGAGAUCCUACGGACCGCAGGAAAGAUUAAGUCGUGAUGCAAUUCAAGCUUAUAUCUGAAAGCUUAUCGCACUGUCAGGUCAAGGCACUACCCUGUACAGUACCUACCACAUGCACCUCUCUGGAGGGAGAAUCGAACCAGACAGUGGGGUUGUGGGAGCCGCCAUAAAUGAUGUCCAGGGCGUCCCUUUCCAUGUUCGGCCCUUCGGCCACCUUGUCUGGCAUGAUGGGACUGCCCCAUCAGUAUGAAAUUGCAUAUAUAAGGCGUUGAGUUCAGUCGCACUUCUUCCACCGUCAUCCCUCGGUGCUCUCUUCGUCGUCGUUAGGCCUGGUCGUUUUCCCUAAUUAUGUCUUUUCUUAAGUUCUUGGCAGUUACUGCUUGGCUUACCUCGCUCGUUUCAGCGUUCGAUACUCAGCUGGCAUUCAACUCAUUCGUUGAAGUUGAGAAUCGGACUCUCGAUGAGUUGCAUCAAGCUGCCUUGAAAGAAGGCGGUACGGUUACGGUCUGGCAUGGAGGGGACGAGAAAGCUCAGCAGGAUCGUAUGAAAGCUGCCUUUGAAGCUCGCUUCCCUGGCCUUACACUGAACAUAACGGUGGAUCUCAGCAAGUAUCACGAUGUGAGCGUGGACCAGCAGCUCGCGUCCGGCAACGUAUACGUGGACAGCAUCAUCUUGCAGACUUUGAACGACUACCCAAGAUGGAAGAGCCAGGGCGCGCUUCUUCCUUACAAGCCUAUUGGGUUCGAUAACAUAUAUGAAGAGUUUAGAGAUGUUGAUGCUUACUACACGGGUUUUUACAUCUUCAGUUGGGGGAACACGUUUUACGCCAAGUAUCUCAACGGAACAACGCCUCUCGAAUACACCGAUUAUCUCAAGCCUGAGUUCAAGGACAAGUUAGUUCUCACGUAUCCCAAUGACGAUGACGCAGUUCUGUAUCAGUUCGAUCUCAUCAUGAGGCAGUAUGGCCUGGGUUGGUUCGAGAAACUGCUUGCUCAAAAUCCAAGAUGGGUCCGGGGAUCAGCGACACCAGCCACACUUAUCGCGAGUUCCAACGGGACUUACGCUGCAACCUUCACGUCAGGUGUUGGUGUUCACGGUUUCGAUCCAAUCAACGUCACCUUCCCAGUCGAGGGUUCUUUCGUCUCGUGGCCCCAAACUGGUGCUAUUCUGAAGGAUGCUCCACACCCGGAGACAGCAAAGCUGCUUCACUCUUGGAUCCUUAGCGAGGAGUUCCAAAACUCCACAGGAACCUGGACUGUGAGAAAAGAUCUCGCUCCACCGGCAGGCUUUCCAUCAAUUUUCGAGAUGCCAGGAACAGAUGCCACGAAGUUCUCACAGUGGAUGUCCGACCGUGCUGCUGUUGAGAGACUUCGGUUCUUCUUUGAGGCAAGAAUCGGCAGCGCCCAGGGGCUGUCUUCUCUCAUCGAUGAUUUGUGAAUGGUUGCAAUUCAUCUGUCGGAAGUUCAAUAACUGUAAACAUCUAGUUGAUGGUUUGUCAAGGAAAGAUUUCAAUGAAUCAUUGGGUUGCUCUAAUUUAUCAACCAUUUUGGUUCGGAUUUCAGAUAGAAACCAAGUAGGAAGGGAACACAAUUGCUUAAGCAUCCUCCUGACUGUGAUCGAGGAUCCAACAGCUACCUCAAUUUAUACUUCUUUAUCUCCCGAUAGACCAUUUAUGACCCUCAAAAAACUCGGCAAAUAUCACGCAUGAAGCGCGAAACGAAGGCUGUCAAUAUAGCCUGAGACUUUUCCCUGGGUUGUAUUUGAUGACGCCCGAUCUGGCCCGCAUGCUUGCUUCCAAUUUGUGGCCACCCUUGAGAGAAGGAGCCUAUCCACAUACCGAUGAGGAAGGAACAAAUGG